AUGGUGAAGGCCCAGUCUUUGAAAAAACCGGAGGUCAAGCCGAAUGCUACGGAUUCUGUAGUUGCAACAAAGCCUAUAAAGAAACGCCGCCCAUGGCGCAACAAAGUGCGCAAGCAAGCCAAGAAAGCACAAAAAGAAGCAGAAAGGGCGGAACGAGCGAAAAACACUCCAAUCCCAGUUGGAGAGUCCGCUGUUAAAAAGAAAAAGAAGAAGAAAAGGAAGAAGAAGAAGUUUAUAGACAGUGUUGAGAAGAUAGAAGAGAAAACUCCGAGUAAGGAAUCUUCUACUCGAGAAAGCCUUGAGAAACUUGAGGCUGGUCGCUUCAGGUAA
Haemonchus placei is the source of this 330-nucleotide messenger RNA. The record is from the annotation of a GenBank genome assembly. Lineage: Eukaryota; Metazoa; Nematoda; Chromadorea; Rhabditida; Trichostrongylidae.